AUGGCCUCCAACGGUAACGCCAUCCACGCCGACCAGGCUGCCUGGCGCCACUACAACGAGGGAACCUUCCUGUUCACCUCCGAGUCUGUCGGUGAGGGUCACCCCGACAAGAUUGCCGACCAGGUUUCCGAUGCCAUCCUGGACGCCUGCCUGGCUGAGGACCCCCUCUCCAAGGUUGCCUGCGAGACUGCCACCAAGACUGGCAUGAUCAUGGUCUUUGGCGAGAUCACCACCAAGACCAAGCUCGACUAUCAGAAGGUCGUCCGUAACGCCAUCAAGGACAUUGGCUACGAUGACUCGUCCAAGGGUUUUGACUACAAGACCUGCAACCUGCUCGUCGCCAUCGAGGAGCAGUCUCCCGACAUUGCCCAGGGUCUGCACUACGAGAAGGCCCUCGAGGAGCUCGGUGCUGGUGACCAGGGUAUCAUGUUUGGCUAUGCCACCGACGAGACCCCCGAGCUGUUCCCCCUGACCCUGCUGCUCGCCCACAAGCUCAACGCUGCCAUGUCGGCCGCCCGCCGUGACGGCAGCCUGGCCUGGCUCCGACCCGACACCAAGACCCAGGUCACCAUUGAGUACAAGCACGACUCUGGUGCCGUUGUCCCCGUCCGCGUCCACACCGUCGUCGUUUCUGCCCAGCACAGCGAGGACAUCACCACUGAGCAGCUCCGCAAGGAGAUCCUCGACAAGAUCAUCAAGAAGGUCAUCCCCGCCAAGUACCUUGAUGACAACACCAUCUACCACAUCCAACCUUCUGGCCUCUUCAUCAUCGGUGGUCCCCAGGGUGACGCCGGUCUGACUGGCCGCAAGAUCAUUGUCGACACCUAUGGUGGCUGGGGUGCCCACGGUGGUGGUGCCUUCUCCGGCAAGGACUUCUCCAAGGUCGACCGUUCCGCCGCCUACCUCGGCCGCUGGAUCGCCAAGUCGCUGGUCGCCGCCGGCCUCGCCCGCCGCGCUUUGGUCCAGCUCUCGUACGCCAUUGGUGUUGCCGAGCCCCUGUCCGUCUUUGUCGACACCUACGGCACCUCGGAGAAGACCUCGGAGGAGCUGGUCAAGAUCAUCCGUGCCAACUUCGACAUGCGCCCCGGUGUCAUUGUCAAGGAGCUCGACCUGGCCAAGCCCAUCUACUUCCAGACUGCCAAGAACGGCCACUUUGGUACCAACCAGAGCUUCAGCUGGGAGAAGCCCAAGCCCCUCAAGUACUAA
Molecule: messenger RNA, 1206 nt
Organism: Thyridium curvatum
Lineage: Eukaryota; Fungi; Ascomycota; Sordariomycetes; Thyridiales; Thyridiaceae
Exons: 3
Coding region: 1-1206 (401 amino acids)
Biological process (GO): S-adenosylmethionine biosynthetic process
Cellular component (GO): cytosol
Molecular function (GO): methionine adenosyltransferase activity; ATP binding
Source: RefSeq, a predicted model, not a curated record